AACGCUCUUAAUGGAGAGAGAUAGCAUCUGUGACACAAGGCUUGAAUUGAAAUAACUCUGUCUCCUCGACUGAGAAGCGUAAAAAGCUAAUCAAGGUCAGUCAUCACUGUCAUCGAAUGUCGGAAGUCGUUCGUAAGAAAAGGUCGAAGGUCACGUCUCCUACCAGCAGUAUCCUCAACCAGCGGUAACACCGGCAUACGAUGUUAACGGGCUUCUCAGAUUAUCUCUUCAUUUCACCUCCGCCUCAUACAGCGACCCAAUUGCUACUGCGUGUAACGAUCACAAAAUGAACACUAUGUUUUACUUCAUAAUCUUUGUCUUACUUCUCAGUUGCAUCUUCGCAGAUGUAAAAAGCAAUCCACCAAAGAUCAUAACUAAAGACGGUAAUAUUGUGAUCAAGGCGGGUGAAGACGGGGAUAUCGUAUUCGAGCCGAGUGCAGGGAGACAAGUCCGGAUAGGUGCUGCUGUGCUGAAUGCUACAAGCAGUCAAGGACCAAAAGGCGAGCCUGGAGCAAGAGGACCCCCGGGUGUGGCUGGUCCUAAAGGCGACAGAGGAGAGACUGGUGCCCAGGGCCCGCGCGGACCACCGGGACAAGUCCUGUACAUGAAUAGCACCAGCGGCAACACAACUGCCGUCCCAGGGCCAAAGGGAGACAAAGGAGAUCCCGGCAGACCGGGGUUGAACGGGACCGAUGGUCGUCCUGGACUUAAAGGUGAACCCGGAGAGCGAGGAUUGGACGGGGCUAAAGGAGCAAAUGGCACCAGAGGGGAGCUGGGACCGAAGGGUGAUAGGGGCUUGCCUGGGAGAGCCAUCAGCCCGUCUUUUGCGAGCUGCACAAAUGAAAGCGAUGUUGGACAGAUGAGGUUUGAUAAUGGUUUCCUGCAGGUGUGUACCGGAACAGGGGGGUGGAGGUCUAUGCAGUAUCAGGGCUGCGAGCCCCUGAACGUGGCUCAGAGGAAUUUGGACGCAUUCAAAAAGUCAAGCUUUGCGGUGCUGUUUCAAUUUAACAAAAACUUGGAUGUCAAUCUUGGCAAUGGGACCACAGAAAACAUUACAGCAGACUUCCAAAAUGGUUCUCUAUCCCCCUCCCCGAGCUACGAAGAAAGUGCAAUGGGAUCAGCGAUUCACCUCACAGGAAAUCAGCACAUCAACUUCCAGGGCCUCCCCCUCAAGAUGUGGAGCCGCUCUGAUUGGUCCGUGAUGGUAUUUCUAAAGGUUAUCGAUAGUGGAUUGAACGCGGACAAGGAGGUGCCCAUAUUGGGCUCUGGGACAACUCAAACUGGACGAGGAUUCCAUUUGGGUCUUCGACGAAAGAAACUGCUGAUUGGUUUCUAUAGCAACGACAUGGAAGGGAAUACAGAAUUAAACUAUGACCAGUGGUACCACGUGACCUUUAUUUGGAAGUCGUCAGGGUCGAGAGGGACUAGACAAAUAUUUAUUGAUGGCGUCCUUGACAAGGAAGAAAACGAUGUGGUCUACUAUAGCGGCGACUCAGACAACAGUGAGAUUGGAGCGUGGUGGGACUCAUCAAAUAAACCUACAAACCUGGUGAUUGACACUCUUUACAUUAUAAAUACUAUAGUUGACUACAGAGUGCAACCCGACGCGCAGACACUCUGCCAGGCACGUGGAGUUAAUUCAAACAUGCCUUGAGCUAAAUGUCCUAAUAAACUAGUUCAAACGUUUUCAUUCCAAAAAAAAAUAUGGGACACGCUGCAAUAACUUGAUUUAGUUUAGAGUUUUGCACUUUUGUUGAUCCAGAAAUUCCAGAAAAGACCCCCCUACCCCAACGGAAUUUUCAAUUCAUUCCGUAAGGGGUAAGAAUCUUUUUCGAAAUCACGCAUUUGAUUAAAAAACCAAUUGAAGUUUUAAUAUUAUUAUUAUUGAAGAAUAAAUAGACCACAGAUCAGUUCUAAAAGGACUAGGUAGUCUACGUAGCGUGGUAAAAUCGGGAUAAAAUCAACUUGAAAAUGUAUGUUUUAAGCCUAUGUGAAACUACUCUCUGACUUUUUUACAGAGGUGUAAAACACCUAUUCUAAUCUUGUUUGCCUGUUCUCGAAAAAUGUUUUUCAAUUUCGCUAGCUUAUCAGGCGUUCACAAUAGAGCAAUCUCGUAAACUAGAUUAUGGGAGUACAGGGGGAUUAUAUACUUGAGGCGAAUGAGACAUCUAGAUGACAAUAGUAUUCUUGGACGUUCUAAACUCUUGGCGUGGAAUUGUCUGACGGCGUUGGGUAAGAUUUUUCCUAUGACGUCACUGUACAAAACACUGGAAGCCCGAUCCAAUUUUCCUUGCAAAUUCGACUAUCAUAUCCAAGAUCUUCUUAUAAUCAGCACUGAUGUAGAAGUGAGUAAAAAGAUAUUUAAGCUAAUGGGGUUGCUCUAUUUGCCAGCACGUUAGUUGAUAUAAUUUUGAAAUUUGUCUUUGAAAAAAUAGAGGGAAAUUUUGAUUGUAACUCGUUUUCGUUCGUUCUAAAUUUUCGUUCUUUUGUAAAAUCUACUGGUAUAAAUCUGUGACGUAUUUAAUAGUUGGUGAUUGAUUUGUUUAUUAAUAGAAAAUAGAAACUGACAGGGACUUAAAAAAACAAAAGGAAACAGUCCAGAAAUUUUGAGACGAGACGUGUUAACGCGUCGAUUGUCGAUUUUAACAUUUCCGUGACCAUAAUUAGGAAAAAUAAUAUAUAUAUAAAGCCUAUUUGAUAAUAAAGUAAGUUACAUAUUGA
Molecule: messenger RNA, 2721 nt
Organism: Nematostella vectensis (starlet sea anemone)
Lineage: Eukaryota; Metazoa; Cnidaria; Anthozoa; Actiniaria; Edwardsiidae
Source: RefSeq, a predicted model, not a curated record